AUGAGCAACACCGUGAUCCUAGGCUCCGGUAUCAUAGGCCUCUCGGUCGCCUACUACCUGGCGGACCACCAGCCCGGCUCGACCAUCCACCUCGUCGAGCCGUCGCCCGAGCUCUUCGCCUCGGCCUCGGGGUACGCCGCCGGGUUCCUCGCCCGGGACUGGUUCCCGCCCGCGUCCGCCGCGCUCGGGGCCGUGAGCUUCGACGAGCACAGGAGGCUGGCCGCGGAACACGGCGGCAGGGACGCGUGGGGGUGGUCGGCCAGCACGGCGUACAGCCACUCCGCCGCGCCGACGCAGGCGCACAAAGGGGACGACGCCGACUGGCUACGCAACGGGGGCAGCCGGGCAGCCGUCGUCGAGGCCGUCGAGACUCCCGCCGACGACGACGACGACGACGGGUGCCCGUUGUGGCUGCGCAGAGAGCACGGCGACGACCUCCAGAAGAUCGGGGACUCGGGCACGGCAGGCCAAGUUGACCCCCUCCGCCUCUGCCGCUUCCUCCUGGACCAGUGCCGAUCCGCCGGCGUCCACCUCCACCACCCGGCCGUCGUCCUUUCCGUCAACGCCGACCUCCGCGGCGACCUCGCCUCGGUCCGUAUCGGCGACACGACGUCCUCGACCGAGUCCGACGUGCCCUGCACUCGCCUCGUCGUCGCCGCCGGCGCCUGGUCCCCGCGCGUCUUCGCUGACCUGUUCCCGGGCGCGUCUCUCGAGGUGCCCAUCUCCAGCCUGGCGGGCCACUCCCUCGUCGUGAGGCCGUCGACGUCGAAAAAAGCGCCGCAACCGGGGUGCCACGCCAUCUUCGGAACCGACGGCGCGGGCUUCUCGCCGGAGCUCUUCUCGAGAGUCGGGGGGGACAUCUACAUCGCCGGCGUGAACUCCUCGGUCCCCCUCCCGCAGCUGCCGGGUCAGACGCCCGUCUCGGCCGCAGCCAUCGCGCAGCUCAAGAGCGCGACAGAACGCCUUGUCGACAACGGCGACGCGGAACUCGAGGUGGUCCGGCAGGGGCUGUGCUUCAGGCCAGUGACGGCCUCGGGGACGCCUAUACUCACCCGGGUGCCAGACGACCGGCUCGGCGGCGUUUCAACGCACGCCGGUGCCGAGGGAGGGGUGUUCCUCGCGGCGGGACACGGGCCGUGGGGCAUCAGUCUGGGCCUCGGGACAGGGAGGGUCAUGGCCGAGAUGAUGCAGGGGCGGAAGCUCAGCGCCGAUGUAUCCAGGCUGGCCCUGACAUGA
Messenger RNA from Colletotrichum higginsianum IMI 349063, 1236 nucleotides. RefSeq names its product FAD dependent oxidoreductase superfamily. Gene Ontology annotation, biological process: retrograde transport, endosome to Golgi. Gene Ontology annotation, molecular function: oxidoreductase activity. The transcript is spliced from 2 exons. NCBI's taxonomy places the organism in Eukaryota, Fungi, Ascomycota, Sordariomycetes, Glomerellales, Glomerellaceae. The record is from RefSeq and is a predicted model, not a curated record. Gene Ontology annotation, cellular component: late endosome; cytoplasm. The coding region runs from base 1 to 1236 and encodes 411 amino acids.